UUUGAUUUGAAAUUGUUCUUUCAAAUUACUCAACUUUCAAUUGUUUUUCGACAAAAAUGUGCCAGUUGUUGGUGAAAACUGUUGAUUUUUUGCGUUGAAUUAAAUAACUGACCAUGACGGAGGAACAGCCUCCGCUGAUGCUCUGCUUAGAGAAUGCCGCCGGUGAGGAGGUCUCGCUCAACAUUGAGCCUAAUGAUGACUUCCACUCCUUCCUGAUAAAGGCCAAUGAACUACUCGGUUACGAAGUAGACCUAAAUUCAUUAACCAGAAACAAGCCAGUGGCCUUAACGGACAACAUUUACCAAUUCCUGCUAAAUUCUGAAAACGGCCUCCUAGAGUACCCUAUGCCACAAACAUUUGAUCAAAUGCUAGAACCAAAUGAUGCUACAGAUGCCUUAGAAUAUGUCCUAGGUGAUGGAACACAAAUCAAAGCUUCACAGAUACAUUUCGACAAUGAGGAUCCACCUUUUGAUUUUGUAGCAGAAAAAAUACCAUUUGUCAAAUAUGUUGAUGAUUAUAUAGAUGAUGUUGAACCAUCAAAAGAAAUUAGCACGAAAAUUAUCAAUAUAGUCGCUAGCCCUGUGUCUAAAUUGCUCAGUACUUCAAGUCCAAAGAAACCUUUCAUAAACAGCAUACCUUUUAAACUGGUUAACAAUAAUGCUUCAGGAUUUGCAGCUCAAUUCCACAAAUUCGUAGAAUCUAGUAUUGAUAAAACUUUUACGCCGCUUAAUCCAGUUACAACUAGAAAUAAGUCUCCGAGAAGUCUUAUCAGAGACAACUAUAAUAAAUAUGAAGACAACAUUUAUAAUAAAACUGAUUUCAUAACACGAGAUGAAGUUUUAAAUAUGUUUAAAGAUACUCCGGUAGUACCUUAUGAGAGCCAAAGCUUCAGUGAUAAGAGGAGACGCAAAACUGACCCUUCACGCCCUAUUAAUAAGACUGCGAAUGCUAAAACAAUGCCGUACAUAGAUGUUGAUGGUACUUUAAUAGGUCAAAAUGAGAGUCAAAACUGUUUCAUCUGUGAGAAGUUUGUCAAUAACAAUAUGGAUAAGCUUUAUUUAUUUGACAAUGAAGAUCAGAAACUACACAGAUCAUCUCCGCAAAAGAAAUUAUCCACCCAAUUGAAAAUUAUCUGUGAACAAUGCUUAGACAAUAAUUUUAAACCAUCUAGAUUAAAAAGCCCCAGCAAGAAUCUAAAUCCAGACGAAUAUUUGGUAAUUAGGAACAACCAGCAAUAUAUAUUUCAGAAAACAAAUUCCAUAGACUUUAAAAAUAUAAAAAGCAGUUUCGUAAACAUUGGUGAAGCAACAGCUAUAAUAGACAAGAUAGAAACAGAAAUCUUAAAAGGAAAUCAAGUCAAACAAACUGAUUUUGUCAAAGUUGAAAUCGAUUCGAAUGGAGAAAUCAUAUCUAAAGAUGAUGCGAAAGAAUCAAAUUCAGAAUCAUAUAUUUUUAAAGAUGGCAGCUCUAGUGAUGUCGAAAUAAUUGAGGGACCGGAAAUAGACGAUGUCAUAGACAAUUUAGAGGAAGCAGAUGAGGAAGUAAAGGAGUUUUUAGGGAUGUAUCAGAGUGACAAUAAUGAUACUAGUGAACUAAAAUGCAGGUUUUGCGAGCGCGUCUUUGCAGAGUUCGCCGAGUUGAUGGAGCAUGGUGACGUUCACAAACACGUGACGGAAGAUGGUGAGGUGUACCCGUGCCCUUUGUGUUUUUACGGAUACGCCAAUUUCAAAUGGCUCAAAGGCCAUCUUAAAGCAGCCCACGAUAAACCUAAGAAACCUCCAGCAGAAAGCAAUAACGACGAUGCAAAGGAUGAAUCGCAGACACCGUCUGAGCAGUCGCCAGUGGCUAAAAGAACUAGGAGUAACUCUAAGAAAAAUAACGAGGGUGAUAAAGAUGAAGCAGCAAAGUCAGAGGAAGAUCCUGCAAAAUCAGUGGAACCUGAAAAUGAUAAUCAGGAACGCAAAAUGGAAAUUAAGUUAGAAAUCAAGCAAGAAGCGUUAGAUACAAGCGACGAAGAGGCAAUAUGGAUCGUGCAUACUGAAGACACGCCGGCCGACCAGCUCCACUCGCUUCUACAUGGUGAUGAAAAAACCGAAGACGCAGUGUUCAAGAAACCACAAAAAUGUGCCAAAUGCAGUCAAAUCACGGUGGAUAUGUCCACACAUAAAUGCAAAAGGCGAGCCCGGAAACGGAAGUGCUUGGGCAAGGACGAACAUGUCACUUUGUCCUCCCAGAAGGACCCUGUAAAGAGGCCACUAGGUAGACCGAGACAAGGCACGGACUCUGGUGAAAACGAUUUACUGGUUCCCAGGCCUCGUAAUAAGAAGAAAGCCACUGAACCGACAUCAGACCCUCAGAUCAUGACGUGCCAUAACUGCAAUGAGUCCUACACGUCCAAAGUACGAUUGAAGUUCCAUAUGCAAUUCCACGACAACACAGAGAUGCUGACCGCCAACGGACAGUACACGUGCCUAGAGUGCCCCGGAGUCGCUUUCACGACAGAGACAGAGCUAUUCGACCACGUGCACUUCCAACAUGACAAGCAGAACCGCUACCAGUGCCCUGUCAAGGAUUGUGGGAAGACAUUCUUCCUCAGAGCGUCCCUGACGAAGCAUAGCCGCACGCACACAGACACACGCCGCUACGUGUGCGGCACUUGUGGGAAGAGGUUCCUGGACAAACAGACCUUGGACGAACAUGGAGUCACGCAUUUACAGAUCAAGCCAUACCAGUGCCACAUCUGCAUGAAACAGCUGACUCGGCGCUCUCGCUUGCGCAUGCACAUGCGCGCGCACGAGGAGUCGCUCUGUCCCGCUCUGGUGCCAGUCUGCGCCGCGUGCCGCCGCGCCUUCCAGAACGUUCCCGCCGCUGUGGAGCACGUGAAAAAGUCACCGGAGUGUCUCGGGGCGUUCUCGUGCGACUUGAACGAAGAUGAAAAACCUACCGCCGUGUUAUCGCCCACUAGUGGGCUAGUUAGACCCACACUCGACGCAGAACCACCGGGCCAACAGUACCGCAUAGAGCGCGAGGCGCAGUGCGCAGGCGCCGCCGCGCUGCUGGCGCCGCUCCCGGCGUCCCUGCGCACCGUGGUCCGCGCCGUUACAGUCGACAAGGCCUUCCGCUGCGAGUUCUGCGAGGAUGUGUUUUACCUGGAGGAGGAUUUGAACAAACACCGAGCUAUCCACAAAGGGGUCAAGAACCCUUUCACUUGCCACAUCUGCAAAGUCAGCUUCGCCACUUAUUCUAGAUGUACAACACACAAGACUACCCACGGCUUCUACAAGCGCUCGUUGGCGGACGUCAAGAGCUCGGGCCCGAGCCGGGCGGACUGCGGGCCGUCCGCGCGCGGCGUGCUCGGCUACGGGGGGUUCCCUGUCGUCAAACACUUCCUGUGUGAGGACUGUGGCCGGUCAUAUCUGCACUGGACUUACUUGCAGGUGCAUCGCAGAAUGAAACACGCGAACGACAAUUUCAUCUACAAGUGCAUUCACUGUGAGGAGACCUUCCCUAACAGUUGGAGCGUGGCCUACCACAGAAAAAAGGUGCACGGCAAACCAACAGAAAAGGGAACCGGAGCCACUAAAACUGUCCACACCGACUAUAGAAUCCCAUGCCGCGACUGCGACGAAGUUUUGCCAAACAAAACUGCACUCUAUAAGCAUAGGAAGAAGGAACACAGUUACGUGUCAUUACCAAUUCAUGAUAAUCAAGGUAUACACAUAUUAGAGGUCCAUGGACAAGAUACGCAGUAUCCGACCUCUCGAUCGCACACCUGCACCGUCUGUGGCCACGUUUUCCGCACUGCGUCCAUGCUUACUGAACACUCCAGGAUUCACACCGGCGAGCGGCCGUUUCCGUGCGAUGUGUGUGGGGUGGCUUUUAGGAGAGCAACGGCGAUGCGCAACCACCGUUUGAUCCACACGGGCGUCCGAGCGUGGGGCUGCACGCGCUGCCCGAAGCGUUUCCGGAUCCGCUCCGACCUCAACACGCACUCGAGACUCAAGCAUCCGCUGCAUCUAGCUGUUAUAGAGGUGCCUGGCCUAGAGCCGAGCCCGGAGCAGGUGCUGCAGGCGCUCGCCGUCAACAACAUCGCCAGGGAGAGAGUGCUUGAAAUCACUAAGGUCUCCUUCCCCAAGGGCUCUUGCGCCGUGGUCCCGGACUGCGCGCGCGCGCUGGCGCAGCUGCCCGCGCCCGCGCGCCGCGCCGUGCCCCAGCCCGCGCCGGUCUGCCACCACGACAACUACGCCGCCGCGGAAAUGUCGACCCCAUACGCACGGCGCGGCCGCGGUAUCGCCAGGAACAGUCGCUUUGUCGUACCACCGUCACAAGUACAGGACCUCACAGGCUUGAACGUCGAGAUGGUUUUCCAAGACAACCUGCUCGAGCAACCCGCGCUCAGUGCUCGCCAGAUGCUGGACCCCAGACUCUUAUUCAAUACCCCGCCGCAGCAGAUGCAGACUGAUGGCAACCAUUAA
Cydia amplana is the source of this 4475-nucleotide messenger RNA. Its product is annotated as zinc finger protein Xfin. Gene Ontology annotation, molecular function: DNA-binding transcription activator activity, RNA polymerase II-specific; RNA polymerase II cis-regulatory region sequence-specific DNA binding. Gene Ontology annotation, cellular component: nucleus. Lineage: Eukaryota; Metazoa; Arthropoda; Insecta; Lepidoptera; Tortricidae. The coding region runs from base 114 to 4475 and encodes 1453 amino acids. The record is from RefSeq and is a predicted model, not a curated record. Gene Ontology annotation, biological process: regulation of transcription by RNA polymerase II. The transcript has 29 exons.